CAAAAUAAUCCACACGUUAAUGCUACCUGAAAAAUCACGUAGAUGAAAGAAAAUGAACUCAAUAUUGAAUUUAUCUGUCAAAGGUAACAAUUAUUGCACCUUUGGUAAACAUUAUAUGUUGUUCCUGUAUUGUUCACUGUGACUACUUAGUGACUCUUACGUGAAAAACCCGUACUCGCUGUGUGAUUCAUUUUGACAGCUUCAUCUCGCGUUCAUUCCCCAAGUUAUUCGACAAAAUGGCGUCUGUUGAAAACAAACUACGAGUAUUGCUGGCGGAUUUGGAAAUCACACAACAUUUAUUGCAGAUAUUCGAUGAGUGUGGAAUCGAUUUUCACGAUUUGCUGAGUAUUACGGCCGAUAAAUUCCGUGCAUCGUUGGAACCAACAAAAAUAAAUUGGAAAUAUCCGGUACUGCAACAGUUGGUGUCUUCCUGGAGAACGCGAAACGUAAGUACAUGUGCACUUCUCUGUGUAUGCCAUGUAGGUUGUUUACUAAGGUAUUUCAACUUUUCACAGGAAUCUCAAAUUGCUGAUUUUCUGAAAUCCUUGGAGCAACCAUACCGCCUUCGGCUUACCGGUGAGGUGAGCAUCAUUCCGUUUACGUCUACUGCUGUAUCAUCAGACACCACGACCAUCACAACCCAUCAGUUUGCUACGAACGGACCGGCAUGUGAAUUCGAUUCAGACGUUCCAAUUUCCUCAAAUUCAUUUGUCGGGACACCAGCAUUUAUUCCAACGCAAAAUGUAAACAAUACGGACGAUAAUUUUGCUACUACUUCAGUCACCGGAAGUUCAACUUCCAUGCCACCAGAGUAUGUACUAACGCCAUCCACUGUUCAUGUAAAAGCUGCAGCAGCUGCUGAUUCCAAGGCUGUCAAAACUGCGGACGCAUACUCCCUGAUCAAAACAACUUUACCGCUCCAGACAAGCAACCACUAUGAUGUUAAGAAAGCUGCAGCAUCCGAAGAAAAUGAGCUCCGAAAGCUAACUGAACUCGAAUCGAUAGUCAUUGGUUUACCAGAAUCGUUGGAAAUAACUUACACGAAGCCGGAUGAUCCGCCUGCGGUUGAGUUGAAUACUGCUCCGCCGUUGUUUGCGCCUAUCAACACUACAAGUCAAUACUACUUUGUCGGUGAGCAGAUAUAUAAAGUUGAAGCAAGAGACGAAUCCGACCCGGACUAUACAGCGGCAUCCACAUCAGCUAGAAACGGAAGCGAUUAUACGGCGGUAUCCAUUUCAGCGAGCGGUAGCUCCGAAUGCACAGCACCGGUCUAUGUCGUAAAUUCUCCUGAUAGUGCGAAUGUAACAGAUGGUACUUGUGAUACAAACGAUAGUAUUACAUCCAUUUCUGGAAAUGAGUCUAAUGUGCCCAAUGAAUCUAGCCUUGGCAUUUGCCAGCCGACAGAAGAUGGGAAAAGCUUGAAUGAAGCAGAGCAAUGUCAACAAAAAGUCCUCUUCAAUCAAUUGUACUAUCUAAUGCCAUUGGUUCUUCAAAGACGAUUUCUAACAAUAAUGAUAAUCUACCACACGAGUGCAAUGUGUUUUCAACGAAAACCUUGGAACAGUUGCUGAAACGCUCCGAAGAAGGAAAGGAAAUUUUGCAGUACGGAAUCAAAUCUGAGCUUUCGGAAGCGAAGCAGUUAGAACUCUCUAGUAUUAUCGCCAAACAUCAUUUGAGUACGAGAAGUAAGCUACUAACCGAAGACCUCCGAACAUACGCCUUGGCAGUGACAACUCUAUUCAAGUUUGAGCGAUUGGAAAACUACUUCAUCUCAAGAAGCGGUGAUAGAAAGAACCAUGGCGGAAAAAUAGCCAACAAGAUUGGCAAUUUAAAGCAGAGAA
Armigeres subalbatus is the source of this 1841-nucleotide messenger RNA. RefSeq lists its product as uncharacterized. The record is from RefSeq and is a predicted model, not a curated record. NCBI's taxonomy places the organism in Eukaryota, Metazoa, Arthropoda, Insecta, Diptera, Culicidae. Bases 237 to 1571 code for a protein of 444 amino acids. The transcript has 4 exons.